AUGGCAACACUGCUGCAAUGUGCCAAGUGAUUUACACACAUUUGAAAACUCUUGAAGAGAAGUUUUCAUUUUAUUUCUCUUCAGCCUUCACAGAAUCCUUGACUGGGUGAGGGACCCAUACAGCUCAGCAUCCGUUGCUGGAAAGGACACGAGUUUAAAGGAGCAACAGGAACUCAUUGAAUUGAAACAAGCUCGUGGUUUCAGGCUAAACUUUGCUGAUCUUCCUUUGGACAGUUUUUGGUUAUCUGUUGCCAAGGAAUUCCCCAUUUUGGCCAAGAAAGCUAUUUUGAUAUUGCUCCCGUUUUCAACCACAUAUCUGUGUGAGCUGAGUUUUUCAAGCUUGACUGCGAUAAAAACUAAAAACAGAGAGAGACUGAGAGCUGUUGAGGAAGAGCUUUGUGUGUGUCUUUCUACUACUCCUGCCAGGAUAUCCAUUUUGUGUUCAUCGAAACAGGCCCAGGUUUUCACACUAGGCCCUGGAACAAGACGACCGGGCGAGUGGACGCCAGAAGAAGCCGUACGGGAGCGGAGAGGAGCUCCGAGGCGACUGAAUGGUUCAAAGACAGCAAACAUACCUCUUUCCCACGUGCAACACACACAAACAGCUACAAGCCACUUUUGAUCAAAACGAGCCGUCUUCCGUGCAGUCUGACUUCUAUUGAUCUCCAGGAGAAGCCGGCAGCGAGACCGGAGCGCAGGGACCGUCUGCAAAUGUCGUCUUCUGUAUUCUGGCGGUUGGCAUCAAUGUUGCCAACCCCUCAGUCAGACGAGUAGCUAUUGGCUGUUCUCAUAGGCCAUGGAUUACGUCACAUAUAUACCAGGGGUGUCCAAAGUGCGGCCCGCGACUGCUUUUUCUAAUUGGCCCUCGGCACGUUCUAAAAUGAAACAAUAACAUUUAAAAAACAACAAAUACAUGUAUGGGGAAAAAAACAGUCAUUUUAAUCAAGUUGUAAUAUAAGAAAAAAACAAAGAAUUAAUGAGACAUUUUAGUAAAAUUAGGUUGAGUAAAUGCUAUCAUGUUAUGAUCACAAGGGUUAAAAUAUGAUGAGAAUAAGUCAUGUUAGUAUGAGAAGAAAACGUACGAGUAGAACGUUAGUAUUUGUAAAAAAAAUACAACCAAAAAAAAAAUAAUAAAAAAAUAUGUGCUUUGAAAUCAUUCUGGGGAAUUGUUAUUGUUUCAUAAAUACGUUCGUUCAAUAGCUUCACUUGGCCAUUGAUUUGAUUUGUGAGGUCCUCCUCUUCUUCACGGCAGUGAAGCUAUUGGACACACGGACACGUGACACAAUUGAAUUGAUGAAGCAGAAUGAUUGAAAAACACACGUCGUUUUAUUUUGCCUUGUAGUGCUUAGGCUGCUCAAUCAGUACAGAAUUUCUACUGCUCCUGUACAUGCUUGACCAGUAGAGGGCACUGUGACACUGCUAAUGGGACCAACAGACGCUGCAGAGCUUCCGGUAAAUAGAAAGCUAAGGUUUAGCUUUAUGAUACAACCCGAACAGAGCGUGUGAUUAAAGUUGAAGAGUUAAUAGGCCUGCUUAAUUCUACACCACCCACAGAACACUACCUCUUUUAGAAGAGUCUAACCACCACCACCAUUUGUCCUUUUUUUCAAUAACUCCUCCUCCACCACCAACGACGUAUGUUCUACCACUCCUCUUCAAAGAUAAAUAACAUUUAUCAUUACGUAUUAUUAUAUCACUUUUAUUAUUGUUUUUUUCAUUAAUUAUCCUGGUUUAAUAUUACUACUGCAUCCAAACUCAUAUUUACAUACAUACACAUAUACUGUAUAUGUAUACACGUACAUGUAGUACCUAUAUCAUUGCUAAUAUUAAUUUUGUUUCGACUUAAGAACGGUCGUCUGGAACCAAUUGUGUUCGUUAGUUGGGGACUUAGUGUACAUGCUACACACGUGAUCAGGCAGAACAAGAAGACUACAUUUGUACACGGUCCCUGCGCUCCUCGAGAUCAAUAGAAGUCAGACGGCUCCUUUUCAUUGGCCUUUGAGUUGCCCCCAUCAUGCCUGCACCCUUGAUUGGCACAAGGUGGAACACGUUACUUACAUACCGAUCCACUCAGGAACGCGUGGGCGUGUCUCUAGCUAGCGUUUAGCUUAGCAUCUUAGCAUUUAAGUCUUCAUGCUUGCUUUAAAGUCCCUCACGCUAACGUCGAAUAGACGGUGUUUGGGCCACGCCCAUAAGAGUAUUUCUGAUACUGUAAGUCACAUAUUGAUAUUUAAAAUCCCUAGAUCAGCUUCAGAUGUGUCGUUGAUAGCAACUUUUGAAUCAUCGGACUCCAGGGUGGCCUUGUGCGCUUCUCAUGUGGAAUAUGGCCUCUUCUGUUGGAGUCGUGUGAUUGCGUCCGAGCGUGUACAUUUGACGUCAUGUUUAUGCGACAAACGCGACGGUAAUGUCAUGAAAACACGAUCGAUGCUGACAUGCAUUUUGCAAAAGGAUCAACGAUUUUGUGAAAUUCAGUGCUUUUAUUGUGCAGACCUCGCGCAAUAAUCAUUAUCUGCACGUCUCAGCAGAAGAUGCGCGCGCCCGUGCACGCACGAACACAGAUGCACGCACACGAUUCACCUCCCGAAGAGCGUCGUAAUAGCAAACAGGUUUUCCCAAAGCAACUGUUGGUCUCUGGCGCCAUCUAGUGGUGAAAAAUUAAACAACUCCAGUCACCUUUUCACCGAAAACCCGACUCCGAGCGUGGGAUUCAUCUGUUAUUUACAGGAAAAAAUUAAAAUAUUAGGAUUAUUCAACAUGAAAAAUAGAUGUUUAUAAUGGGAGUAUAUUGGCCGAAAGGGGGCACUAUUCAAACUUACUGUGCGUGUAUUUCGGAUUCGGACUCCAAAGAACCCCGGGGAAAACGUCACAUGAGCCAAUGACGUCUCCAAAGCUCACUGGUAGUUUCAUGCCGCUAGCAUUUACAUUUAGCAAUCUGUGCACAAAAUUGCACGACAAAGUCAAAUUUUUUAAAUCCUUUUUUUAACCUUUUGGGUACUGAUGAGUCAGAAGCGUUAAGCCAUUUUUAUCGGCAUAAACUCGCAUAAGCACUCAGCACUAGCAUGCUAGCUACUAGCAUGUUAGCAUCAUUAGCAUGCUAAACAUUAGCACGUUAACAUUGUUUAUAUGCUAGCUAGCAUCUUAGCACUUGAGCCAUUUUUACUCGGUAAUGUUAGCAUAUUAGCAUUUUUGCUAUUUUUAAAGGUAUAAACUUAAAUACACAGUGUUUAAAUGUUCAUUGUUAAUGUACUAACAAAUAGCAUUUUUUAUUUCACUUUGACUUAGUUUGUUUGGGCUCGUCGUUGGCCCUGACUGGGGUCACAUGUCUGCUCUCACACCCCCCCAGCCAUGAAGCCCCAUAGUGUUUGUUUAGAAGCAGCAUGUUCUUCCAUCUUCUCUCAUUCAGAUCACAGAAAGACUGGAGUCAAGUGGUUGAAGGGAAAAGACCUCCAGAUCCUCUUCAUCGUGAUGUUCCUCUUCAUAGCCAUCGAAGUGGGAUGGAUUCCUUUGCCUUCCUGGCUGUGGACUACACGCAUGGACCGCCUGGAGCAGGACAUCCAGGUUCUGACUGGAAAGAUGACCACGCAGGAUCAUGCUGAGAAGGAUGUGACUGGAAGGAUGAACGACCACCUGAAGGCUGCAGAGACCACAAACAAAACCAUUAAGGAUCUGACUGGAAGGAUGAACGACCUGACGACUGCAAACAACAAAACCAUUCAGGAUCUAAAGGCACGUGUGGGCAAGCUGGAUGGCAUGUCAGACAAACGUAAGGUGUGGUUUGCAGCAACAGGGGGCGACAAAAAGACAAAUGACAGCAAGGUGAUCUUUCAAAACGUGGACACCAACAUGGGUAGCCACUAUGAUGCCACUACAGGCAUUUUCACAGCCCCCUACAAGGGCGCCUACUUCUUCACUGUGACCUUCAGAUCAGAUGGUGGGAUGAUUGAGCUAGAUGUGUUUAGGGAGAAGAUGGAUGGGAACCAAGAGAGUCUGAUGUCCCUGUAUGACAGCACCAACACCAAAGGGAAGAUCUCCAUCGCCUCCAACAGCAAGAUGGUUGACCUGGAGGAUGGAGACAAGGUGUAUGUCCGUGCUAGUAGUAGCCAUGAACUUACAUGUUGUGCUAACGUGUUCAGUGGCUUCCUGGUGUAUCCCAUGUAAAGUGGGGGCGGGCGCAUCCAUCCAUGAUAUCAGAUAUCAGGGCAGUAUCGCUAUGGGAUGGAUGCUUUGAUGUGUAUUCCAUGAUAUCGUGUGGCUAACGUUCCACGUGUGUUUAUGGGUAUUGAGGGCGUACAGUUGGCGUGUGGCUGAUGCCACCUACUGGUAACGCUUGUCAUAUUUACUCGUAUUCUGCUCUGUAUUGUUUUCCUAAAGGGACUGUUUGCCAACAUCCCGCCCUCUUCCUGUGCUGGCACGUAAGGCUAUUGCUAACAUGCUAGCUUCUAUUUGUUCCCUUGAAAUGUUGUCAUGAUUUGCCAACCAUGUGCCCUGCUAUUGGAUCAUUCUGGAUGUGAUGCCAACAUACUGGAUGCCAGCGGACGUGUCCUUUCUGUGCCAUCAAUAAAGUUGUGUUGAAGUUGGCCACACCCAUGGAUACAUGGUGGUGGUCUACGCCCAUGCUAAUGUCCUA
Dunckerocampus dactyliophorus (ringed pipefish) is the source of this 4627-nucleotide messenger RNA. RefSeq names its product complement C1q tumor necrosis factor-related protein 3-like. Lineage: Eukaryota; Metazoa; Chordata; Actinopteri; Syngnathiformes; Syngnathidae. The coding region runs from base 3346 to 4158 and encodes 270 amino acids. The transcript has 8 exons. The record is from RefSeq and is a predicted model, not a curated record. Gene Ontology annotation, molecular function: protein binding.